Molecule: messenger RNA, 1047 nt
Organism: Colletotrichum truncatum
Lineage: Eukaryota; Fungi; Ascomycota; Sordariomycetes; Glomerellales; Glomerellaceae
Product: N-terminal nucleophile aminohydrolase (glutamine amidotransferase class-II)
Biological process (GO): glutathione catabolic process
Cellular component (GO): glutathione hydrolase complex; cytoplasm
Molecular function (GO): omega peptidase activity
Source: RefSeq, a predicted model, not a curated record
AUGUGCCGCUGGUUCAUAUACUUGGGCGACGAGUCCCAGCUUCUCGAUGACCUUGUCCUUCGACCGCGCCAUUCCAUCGUGAAGCAAGUCGAUGAUCAUUUUCUUCCAUCCGGUCAUACUCCAUUCGACCCGUGGCAGGCUGAAUAUGCCACACCGUCGUCAGCAAACGACACCGGAUCUCCGAAUCCCCUAACCAACAUGGACGGCUUCGGCAUAGGAUGGUACACAUCCAGCCAAUGCGAAUUCGAUCCGCGGGCGCAGAGCUCAGGUCGGGAAUCCCUCCGCCCUGUCGUGUACAAAAAUACUCGGCCACCUCUGAACGACCUCGUGUUCAAAAGCAUUGCCAGAGGCACCAGCACACAGGCUGUUCUAGCCCACGUCCGAGCUGCACCGGGUCUUACGCCUGUGGUGGAGACAAACUGCCACCCCUUCGUCUUUGGAAGGCACCUGUUCGCGCACAACGGGAUCUUGGGGUACUUUUCUGUCAUCAAGACGGUUAUCUUGCAGUACCUCCCACUACGGUAUCAGACGGCGAUUCUUGGGACGACUGAUGCCGAGCACAUUGCGGCGUUGUACUUCUUUAUUCUCUGUGAAGAAACAGGCGAUUGGAACUCACUCUAUCCUAUAGACAAGAUGGCUAAAGCUAUGAGUGAGACGGUUGCUAUGUUGGAGGGAAUGCAGAAAGAAUUCGUUGGAAAAAGAGGCCCCGCCCAAGAGAAUAACACUCUAAACCUAGUCGUUACCUCAGGCAGUUCGCUGGUGGCCCUUCGAUAUGCGAGUCCGAACGGCGUGGAACCCCCAAGUUUAUACUACUCGAAAACUGCUGGUGCUACUCUGAACAGAAAGUUCAAGGGGCAUCCAAACAGCGUUGGUGGCAGUGAGACAGAUAAUCGUGACGAUGGACGAGAGGAGAAGGAGGCUCAUUCGGCUCAUGUUCUGGUAGCUAGCGAACCGAGUACUUUUGACCUGGACGAAUGGGAUCUGAUCGAACCAUCCCAGAUGGUUUUGGUGGAUGAUGAAAUUCAAUUGGAGUUAAGAAAAUUGUAG